This is a messenger RNA of Plenodomus lingam JN3, 624 nucleotides long. Lineage: Eukaryota; Fungi; Ascomycota; Dothideomycetes; Pleosporales; Leptosphaeriaceae. The record is from RefSeq and is a predicted model, not a curated record.
AUGGCUGGCGCUGGUAAGACAUUUGUGGUGGAGCAUCUCGAUCCUGAACUCGAAGCCUGGUCCUCGUUGGAAUACUCGACCAUUGCUGCAGAGUCUCAUGCUGCAGGCGCCCAAUUUCUUCUGUCCUCGGUUCCUGCCUCUUUGAAGUUGCCAGCCAAUCUCCAGGCUAUCCAAGGCUUGACAGUCGAGACAAGAGGGAUUGAAGAGAUGUACGCCCACAAGAAAGACAAAGUAUGCCUGCUCGACCCCGCUGCCUCCAAGGACCUGAGCCCAGAGGAUGGUGACGAGUUUGAUAUUUUCCUCUUCGGUGGCAUUCUAGGCGAUGACCCACCUAGAGACCGAACCUCAGAGCUGCGCAAAAAGGGUUACCAUGGCCGUCGCCUGGGACCUGUACAGAUGACAACCGACACGGCUGUCCGUGUAACCAGAAUCGUCGUCCAAGACCGGGUGCCCGUUGACAAGAUUCCGUAUAUUGACAACCCCGACCUCAAGAUCAACAAGAAUGAGAGCACGCAGAUGCCCUUUCGCUAUGUACGGGGUGACAAUGGCCAGCCGAUCAUGCCCAAGGGCAUGGUCGAUCUCAUCAUCAAAGACUCAGAGAAGAGCCUCGACGACCUUUUGUAA